AUGUCAGUGAAUUGCUUCAUCGUGCGCAUUGCUGCAAAAUUCAUCACUCAUGCACCCCCUGGAGAAUUUAAUGAAGUGUUCAAUGAUGUCCGGUUAUUGCUUAGCAAUGACAAUCUUCUCAGGGAAGGAGCAGCACAUGCGUUUGCCCAGUAUAACAUGGAUCAGUUCACUCCGGUGAAGAUAGAAGGGUAUGAUGAUCAGGUCUUAAUCACAGAACAUGGCGAUCUGGGCAAUGGCAGAUUUUUAGACCCAAGAAACAAGCUUUCUUUUAAGUUUGAUCACUUAAGGAAAGAAGCAAGCGACCCCCAGCCUGAGGACACAGAAGCAGCUUUAAAAUCAUGGAGAGAUGCCUGUGACAGUGCAUUGAGAGCAUAUGUGAAAGAUCAUUACCCCAAUGGCUUCUGUACUGUUUAUGGUAAAUCUAUAGAUGGGCAGCAGACAAUUAUUGCCUGUAUUGAGAGCCACCAGUUCCAGCCCAAAAACUUUUGGAAUGGUCGUUGGAGAUCAGAAUGGAAGUUUACCAUCACACCACCAACAGCUCAGGUGGCUGCUGUGCUCAAGAUUCAGGUUCAUUAUUAUGAAGAUGGUAAUGUGCAACUCGUUAGUCAUAAAGAUAUCCAGGACUCUGUGCAGGUUUCAAGUGAUGUCCAGACAGCUAAGGAAUUUAUUAAGAUAAUAGAAAAUGCAGAAAACGAGUACCAGACAGCAAUCAGUGAAAACUACCAGACUAUGUCAGACACCACAUUCAAAGCCUUACGCCGGCAGCUACCUGUCACCCGCACCAAGAUCGACUGGAACAAAAUCCUCAGCUACAAGAUUGGCAAAGAAAUGCAGAACGCUUAACGCAGGAAUUAUGAGAUUUAUGAAAUGUUUGUGUGCAAAAAGAACACAAAAAAAUGUGAUCUUAUGCCAAGUAGAUGGUUUCUAAAGCAGUGCAGCAUUUUUCUAGGGCUUUCAAAGUUAACAGGUUUUCUAGCCUCAGAGAACUGUGGAACGAAUAGCAUUGUCUUUGUGUUUUGUGUUCCCCACCAUUUAAACUUCCUAUUGUGACUGCAUUUACUGGUAGGUCAUUUUAAUUGAGUCACAUUCAUGGUUCAGAAAUAUAGCUGUUUUCAAUCACUGUAAUUGUACCGGUUGGAAAACUUCCUAGCUGCAAAAGCCCUAUAAUAAAUACAGCUGAGGGUGCAGAGCAUUCCCCUUCACCCAUAUACAGCACUCCAGGUACUUCAGUAAGUUUGUCAAAUCUGCCAACAGCUCAAGGCGCUAUGCUGCAAGGUAUAAUAAAUGCAAAAGACAGUAAGUUCUCCCAUGUAUCCUUACUACUGACCUCCACAAAGCAAAGAGCCUAUAGGCUUAGACUUUACUAUAUGAAAUGAGUUUACAAGAUCCUUUACAGAAAUCCCUACACAGUCAGCUCUUCCAGGGGUGUAGUUUUUUUAGUCUGAAGAUUUGAGCCAUGUUCCCUGUAAGUGAACAUUUUUGCUGUCCCCCCCCUCAUGUAUGUACGGUUCUCAGACAUCUGCAUUUUUAUAGAACUACAUUUUUUGUUGUAUGGAUCACUGCUGAUCCCUUUAGUCUGGAUGAAGAUUAAAAAUGCAAAUGUCUACAGAAAAAUAGGUAUGUUGUGCUUUAAUGCUUUGUGGCAGGUUCCUAGAAUUUGUAUCACAGGUGUAUGAAUGAAUAGUGUACAAAAUGAUAAAUAAACUUGCACCAAAGCAAGAGAAAAAACCUUUCCGUUUUGUCUCUAUUGUGGCCAGUUUCUUCUUACACUUAAUGGGGAUGCUGGGCUUAAUCUCUUCACUGCUCUCUAAAAGCUUGCUCUGUUGCUUUGUUUGUCUGUAAAAGCAAGAGAAACUGCUUCAGACUGCUACUUUUAACAGGAGGUUGGAGGGGCACGUGGAUACUUUCUCAGUCAGAACUCAAAACGUGAAUUCACUGUAAGAUGAAGCCCCUGUGGUUAAUUCCCUUUGCUUUGUUUACAUUUGUUUCUCACUUGGCCUUUUUGCAGGUUGCUUUUUAAAUUGGGUGGUGUCUUCCUAUUUUUACAUACACAAGGAAGGGGGAUUGGAAAGAUAGGGGUGGGGCUGCUUGUGCAUUACACUUUAGGUUUUGCACAGUAAUACCACAAUAUAAGCGUGUCAGUGUUCUGAGAAAUUUUGUCCGAAUGUUUGUAUUUGCUGUUAAGACUGACCGUUCAUCCUACAGGCAUCCUCUGUAUCAAAUAGUCUAGUAGAAAUACACCAGUCUUUGUUUUAAA
Molecule: messenger RNA, 2257 nt
Organism: Struthio camelus australis
Lineage: Eukaryota; Metazoa; Chordata; Aves; Struthioniformes; Struthionidae
Source: RefSeq, a predicted model, not a curated record